UGCGUGCACGCGCACGCGUGCUGCUGCGUGAGCGCGUGCGUGCUCGCGUGCGUGCGCGGCCCCGGCGACUCGGCGUCGCGGUGGCCGGAGUCGGGCGGAUCCGGAGGCUGCUGCGGUCGGGCAGGAGGUGGGCCAGUGGCUGGGGCAGGUGCGGGGGGAGCGGCCUCGGUCGAGGCGCGUUCGGGACUGCAGAGGAGCCGAGCCUGAGGCGCGAGGAGCGGGCUAGGUUUUCCAGAUUUCGCCUUUCCUCAGACAAGAGGAAUAAAGAAUGACUUCUGGGCUUCUGACAGCCGGGUCAAUGGAAUCGGUGACGUUCCAGGAUGUGGCUGUGGACUUCACCCAGGAGGAGUGGGGGCGCUUGGAGCCGGCCCAGAAGGACCUGUACAGGGAGGUGAUGCUGGAGAACUAUCAGAACUUUGUCUCCCUUGGAGGACUGCCAGCCCCCAAACCUCAUGUGAUUUCCCAGUUGGAGAGAGGAGAAGCACCAUGGAUAACAGAGAGAGAAGCCCUGGGAGGCAUUUGUCAAGAUUUCUUCAUUCAACAUACAAGGUAUGAGAUCAAGGAACCAUCUAUAAAUUACGGCAUUUUUAUGGGAGCAUCAGUCAAGGAGAGACUCUCAAAGAAUCCCAUCUGGAAUUCUAAGUUAGGUGAAGCGUGGGGUUUUAAUGUCUGGUUGGAAGACCAUAAGGGGAAGGAGGAGAGAUGGUCCCAGCAAGUUACAGGAGGUCACAGAAUGACUUCGAAUGACUUGGAUGUUCAUGAACAGAGUGCUUUUGGGAGAAGGUUCAAGUUAGGGUCUGUUCUUGUUCCCAGACAAAGAGCUACUGCAGGAGGACAGCACAGUCAACAUGACACACUUGGAAGGAGCUUCAGGCAGUUGUCAGACAUAAUUGACCAUAAUAGGAAUUCCUUAGGGAAGAAAAUCUGUAACUAUAAAUGCAAGAAGCCUGUCAUUUACCACUCAGACCUUUUUCAGUACCACAGAUUACACAGUGGAGAGAAACACCAUACGUGUAGUCAGUGUGGGAAAACCUUCAGCAGUAGCUCAUGCCUUAUUGCACACCAGAGAAUCCAUACUGGAGAGAAGCCUUUUAAAUGUAAUGAAUGUACAAAAGCCUAUCGGCGGAAGGCACAUCUUAUUCAACAUCAGAGAAUUCAUACUGGAGAGAAACCCUAUGUAUGUAAUGACUGUGGAAAAGCCUUCAGCAUUGAUUCAUCCCUGGUUAAACAUCAAAGAAUUCAUACUGGAGAAAAGCCCUACAAAUGUAGUCAGUGUGGGAAAGGCUUUAGCCAAAAAGGACACCUUAAUCAACACCAAAGAAUUCAUACUGGAGAGAAACCUUUUACAUGUAAUGAAUGUGGGAAAGCUUUUAGCCAAUAUAAACACCUUAAUGAACACCAGAGAAUUCACACUGGGGAGAAACCCUAUGAAUGUAAUGUAUGUGGCAAAGUUUUCAGACAGUUUGGAAACCUUAGUAAACAUCAGAGAAUUCAUACUGGAGAAAAACCAUAUAAAUGUAAACAAUGUGGGAAAGCUUUCAUUGACAAUUGUGUCCUUAUUCAGCAUGAAAGAAUUCAUACAGGAGAGAAACCAUAUAUAUGUAAUGAAUGUGGGAAGGCCUUCAGUCGAGGAAUAUGCCUCAAGAAACACAAGAGAAUUCACACUGGAGAGAUACCAUAUAAAUGUAAUGACUGUGGGAAAGAGUUCACUGAUAAAACAUCCUUUAUUUGUCACCAGAAAAUUCAUACUGGAGAGAAGCUUCAUGAGUGUAUUGACUGUGGGAAAACUUUUUGCCAGAAGGCAAACUUAAAAAAACACAAAAUGAUUCAUACUGGAGAGAAGCCCUUUGAAUGUAAUGAAUGUGGCAAAGCUUUCCGAGUGGUGGGACAGCUUAACAUACAUAAAAGAAUUCAUACUGGAGAGAAACCUUUUAAAUGUAGUGAAUGUGGAAAAGCCUUCAGAGACAGGGGAGGACUUAGUGUACAUAAGGAAAAACAUGGAGAGAAACGUUACACAUGUGGUGACUGUGGGAAAACCUUCAGAAAUCGGGGAUACUUUCGUAUACAUCGAAAAACUCAUAAUCAGGAGAAACGUUAUAAGUGUAAUGAAUGUGGGAAAGACUUUAGCCUGAGGGAAUCUUUUGUUGUUCAUCAGAGAAUUCACACUGGAGAGAAGCCUUAUAAAUGUAAUGUAUGUGGAAAAGCCUUCAUUUAUAAUACAUCCUACAGUAAACAUCUGAGAAUCCAUACUGGAGAGAAACCCUACACGUGUAAUGAAUGUGGAAAAGCUUUUACUCAGAAGCAUUACCUUACCGAACAUGAGAGAAUCCAUACUGGAGAGAGACCCUUUGAAUGUAAUGAGUGUGGGAAGUCCUUCAGGCAGAAGCAAACUUACAAGGCUCAUAAAAAAAUUCAUACUAGAGAUAAAUCACUGAAGUAUAAUCAAUGAGUGUGAAAGGCAACUGCUAGGACACAUUUGAGAAUAUCAGUGAUUGCAUACUGUUGGACAAUUAAUGUAAAUGCUGUCAUUGUGGGGAAGCUGUAACUUCGACCCAUAGGGAAACCUACCACCUCAGGCUUCAUCUGUGACUAAGACUGGCCGUGGAACGACUCUUGCAUGUGUAUUUUAACUUCUUAUUACAGGGUUCGUGUGGAAAUUUUACUGUGGGGUUUUAGUAUGGGAAAUAUUUCAUAGGAUUACAAAGUCAUAGGCUUAAAGCUGAAAAGAACCUUAAAAGGACAUCGAGUCCAACUGCCUCAUUUUAUAGGUUAGGACACAAAGGAAGAGUCAUUAAGUGACUUGCCCAGAAUCAUAUAGCUAGUGGGUAUAUGAGGCAGUAUUUAAACCCUGACAGUCUGGUGCCAGACCCACUAGUCUGUGCUUCCUUUAGUCUCAUUACUUGUUAAAUACUGAGAGUUAAAAUGUCAAUUUUUUAUUCACAAGUUACACUAUUGUUUGGGGAUUUGAAAGGAAAAUUAAUAAUCGUAGUAAUAAUAAAGUAAUGAAAACCUUUAAUCUGGAAUGCAUGUUGCCUGCUUUAGGUGUUGAAGUUGUAUGAAUAGAUCCUGAAAGAGCCUCUAUAGUACCAGUUUCGUAAAUAAUUUCAGUAAAUUUGCUAAAGUUAGCAAGAACAAAUAGUAGAUAAAUGACAGAUGGCCUUCCUGCCCACAAUAGGAGAAUAGAUAGUGUAGUUCUCUGAAGUAAUUAAUCCCAGGGCUUGGUUGGGUCCACUCAGUGUUCUUGUUUGACCUGGGGUCUAAAAUACAAUUAUAGUAGUUAGAGCCCAAAGAUAGCUUGAAAGAGGUCUGGUUUAACUACCUUGUGAAAUAGAAGCCCUCCCAUUUAAUAAUAGGAGUUUGAGAAUAAUGAAGUUUUGACUUUACUUCUUGCAAGGGAAGGUGAAGUUUUCAGCAGAUUUCUGUGUGUGAACAAGAAUUGGACCCUGGGUUCACAAAUCCAUAACUUGUUGGGGAAAUUUGAGCUACAAUAUAAUGGAGCAUAAACAGGCUACUAUAUUAAAUUCUCCUUGGGCUCAAGCGUUACUGGUGUCAGUAACCAGUGGGAUUAAACCAAACUUGCAGCAUACUGGCAGAUGGAAAUCCCAGAAGCCAAAGCCGAGCCACAUGUAGCACAUUUGCACAUUUCUUCCAAGUCCCUUCUGCAUGUGUCCAUUAUAUUUACACAUUUUAUUCUAUAUAAUAAACUGAAGUGCUAUCUCCUUAGAAGAGUCCCAAUGCCCCAAAGUACCUUUUGUGCCUAUUUCCUAAUAAUCCAUGCAUAACAAUAGGUUUUCUUCCUUACUAAGGCAGUAAUUAUGCUGAACAGUCUCUCCAUGUGUUCACUCCGUUAAAUGUAGUGGUAGGACAGGACCCAGUGCCCUCUUGAUGACUUUAGAGGGUGUUCUUUUUCAGGAAUGGUCAGGAGUAGAUGGUUUCUAGUAAUCCAUCGUGCUUUGAGAUUAUUUAGUAGUGAGAUGCUGUUUAUCAAUUUUCUCUAUCAGGCUAGUUCCAACAGUUUGAUACCAGCCUGGUUGGGAGAGAAAGUAAUAGCCCUCUUAGCUACCCAGUGCAGUAAAACAGAGUCCUGGAAUAGGAUUCUCUGAAUAGCAAUGACACUGUUAAUUACGUUAGAAUAAUUCGCUUGGACAAUUGGUUUCAUUUUCCCUUGGUAAGUUCAUUCCCUGCACUGGACUAGUUGCUCAGCGUUGCAUAUGGAAAGAUAUUCGAACAGGUAUACCGAUGUACUUAACAGGGCUGUGAGUUGAUCCAGGUCUCCAUAGCAGUCUGGAAUUAUGCAGGUAAAAUGAUUAAAUUUCAUGCUCUGAUCCAGAGAUUCCAUUUUUCAGCAUAUUAUCCCAUAUAAAGAUGAAGCAUAUUUUGAGCUUCAUAGCAGUACUCUGGUAUCAAAUGAGUGAGUACGUAAUUAGUGAAGUACAAAAAAAUUGGCAUAAUGAAAUAUUGGGCAUUAAGGCAUGACUGAAUAGAGGAAUCCAGAGCAACCUGGGAAAAUUUGAGGAUAUAGAAGGAUUUUCCCCACCCGCACCCCCCAAAAAAGUCACUGUAAACAAGAGACCACACUAAUGUAAUUUUGAAAGACCACUAUAACGAAGUGAAACUGCAUAAUUGAUAAAUGAAGGUUUCAGGAAACAUACUGAAACUACCUUCAUGGUGUGUGGGGGAAGGGCAUAAAGAUUGUUGUGUAAAUUGAAAGUUACUAUAUUGGAAGUGUUGAUUGUUCUGCUUUGUUAGAAGGAAGGCUGGAAUCAUUCUUUCCAAGAAAACUGAUGUAAAAGACAAAAAAUAUCAAUAAAACAUGUAUAUGUAUUUUUAAAA
Molecule: messenger RNA, 4833 nt
Organism: Phascolarctos cinereus (koala)
Lineage: Eukaryota; Metazoa; Chordata; Mammalia; Diprotodontia; Phascolarctidae
Biological process (GO): regulation of transcription by RNA polymerase II
Molecular function (GO): DNA-binding transcription factor activity; RNA polymerase II cis-regulatory region sequence-specific DNA binding
Source: RefSeq, a predicted model, not a curated record